Messenger RNA from Scaptodrosophila lebanonensis, 2125 nucleotides. It is a transcript of the gene qkr58E-1, whose product is annotated as KH domain-containing, RNA-binding, signal transduction-associated protein 2. Gene Ontology annotation, biological process: regulation of alternative mRNA splicing, via spliceosome. Lineage: Eukaryota; Metazoa; Arthropoda; Insecta; Diptera; Drosophilidae. Bases 71 to 1264 code for a protein of 397 amino acids. The transcript is spliced from 5 exons. The record is from RefSeq and is a predicted model, not a curated record. Gene Ontology annotation, cellular component: nucleus. Gene Ontology annotation, molecular function: mRNA binding.
UACGGACACUGGCCAAAUUUGCUAAAGAAGAAAAAAAGAAGCGUAGUAAUUAUCUAAUUUUACAACAAAUAUGCCGCGCGACUACGACAGAGACUACAAUGAGGACACCACCGAUUACAAGAGAAAGCGGCGCGAGGAGGAAUCGACGGUGACCGGCGUUUCAGGCGCUUCAGCACCCGAGGUGGAGCACACAACUAGCCACGCCCACGCGCCCCUACACGAUACCCCAUUGAAUGAAAAAGCCAAUUCAUAUCUGCAGGAAUGUUUAAUGGAGAAGAAAAGCCUAGAGAAGAAGCACGUAAUUACGAAACGACUGCUGGACGACGAGGUGGAAAAAAUCUUAGUGAGUGGCCGCAUUCCCAAGCCGGAAAUCUACGCGAACGUGUACAGCGAGAAGCCCAUACGUGUGGCACAGAAGGUUCUGUUCCCCAUCAAGGAAUAUCCGAAGUUUAAUUUUGUGGGCAAAAUACUUGGCCCCAAAGGCAAUACGUUGCGCCAAUUGCAGGAGGAAACGAUGUGCAAGAUGGUGGUUAUGGGUCGCAAUUCCAUGCGAGAUCACGGCAAGGAGGAGGAGUUACGCAGCUCCGGCAAUCCCAAAUAUGCACAUCUCAGCCGGGACUUGCACGUGGAAAUAUCGACAGUAGCACCACCGGCCGAGGCGUAUCAUCGUCUGGGCUAUGCGCUGGGCGAGAUACGCAAGUUCAUGAUACCCGAUGCCAAUGAUGAUAUACGUUUGGAGCAAUUGCGUGAAAUGGAUGGCAAGGAGCGCAUGUAUAAGAAAUCCCAUCAUUAUUCCAAAUCUUAUGGCGAACAUGGCGCCUACAGCACCCGCACUCCCCCGCCAACAUCCUCAAAACCCAAAGUAUAUUCGAUAUUGGAGAAAGCGCGCUAUGUUAUGGACGACCCCAAUUAUGGCAUUGUAAAAACCCAUAGUAGAUCACGGGACCAUGAACUGUACGAUCAUCAUGGGGAAUACGAUCGGUACGCCACUCCGCCGCCACCAACGUCCAAACAUUCGAGUGGCCAUCAUGCCCAGUAUGAUAGCUCGUACGAGCGGGACUAUCGCCGGGAAUAUCAUCCGCAUUCGUCCUCGUCCUCCUAUGCGGCGGCCUACGCAGCCAAACCAAGCAACGGUCGUUCCUCAUCGUCAUAUAGACCCACAACAUCGGGCUCGGGAUCCCAUUCAUCGGCACAUUACGAAACUGGAUCACGUUCUCGUGAAAGCGUGCGUUAUCGCUCGGCUCCAUAUCCAAAAAUGCGUUAAACAAAUACAAUACAACAACAACAACAACAACAAACUACAACAAUCUAAAAAUAAGGCAGUUAGUACCCAACAUUUAAAUUAAAUUAAUCUAAUAUAUAUACUUUAUAAUAAUAAUAAUAAAAGGAAAGCAAAAUUCUACAUAUAUGCCGUUAUGUUUCAAGAGUCAAUAAUCCAACCAAUAUAAUGAUAAUACAAGUACAUACAUACUACCUUAAAAUACUUAUCCAUACACUUACCCAUACCGACCAUAACAAACAAACAAAAAACAAAACAAAAAAUCGCAAAACAAAAGAAAUGCAAACCCAUAUUUUAGUAAUUGUUGUUAAAUUUUCGAUAUGUGUUAACCAAAAAAGAAAAGAAAAAAUAUAUAAAUCUAAACCAACAAGCAACUCCAAACGAAUUGUAAAAAUGCAACCAAAUUCAAUUAUAUAAAUAGUUAGUCAAGGAGACAACCAACCCAUUUAUACACUUGUAUCUCCAUCCAUCCAUCUCCAUCCGAUCCAUCCAACCAGAAAACAAAAACCAAAUCCAAACCCAAUCACUAAAUUAGCACAAGUUCUUUGAGUUAUUUUUCGAAAUACAAUUAAGAAAAUAUCACUGAGAAACACCCAACGAGACAAAGUAAGUAUACAAAAAAAAAAAUAAAUAAACGGCUUCAAUCCAAUCAAAGCAAACCCAGAUUUCAAAACAACAACAAGAACAAGCGAAGAACAACAAAUUUCCGGCUUCUCCAAUAUAUUCAAAGCGUUCAACGUUCAAUAAUGAUCAUUAAUUUUUUUGUUUGUUAUAUUAUUAACGGUGUAAAACAACAGCAACAAGAACAACAACAACAAUUGUCUAAUAUACCUAUACAAUAUAUAU